Molecule: messenger RNA, 1569 nt
Organism: Dothidotthia symphoricarpi CBS 119687
Lineage: Eukaryota; Fungi; Ascomycota; Dothideomycetes; Pleosporales; Dothidotthiaceae
Exons: 5
Coding region: 346-1521 (391 amino acids)
Source: RefSeq, a predicted model, not a curated record
UUUGUUCACCGGGGAAAUGUUUUCAUGCAGGGGAAUUACAUUGUGGCACGCCUUGAUUAGUUACAUUCAACGUCACAUCAACAUGUUCCUGGGACUAGUGCUUCGCAAGCCCCGGAUGCAGGCAUGGCGUGAACGAUCCAGACUGUUUGUGCAGCAGCAUGUCACUAGUUCUUGUUCAUACGCUAAGUAGAACAUGUCAGUCCAAUACCUAUGCCUGCGAAGACCCACAUGUCAGCUCAACAUAGGUAAGGUUGUACAUAAGCAUACGGGUCAUCCCUCGAACGAGAGAGCUGCUCUGGAAUCGCUUUUUACUCCUACGGAUAGGUUUCCAUACCGACGGACACGAUGAUUCCAAACCGAGGGCCCCAGCUUCUUGCUGUUGAUAUCGCCUUCGUGGUCAUGGCAGUGGUGUCGAACAUUAUGAGAUGCUUUGUUCGCGUCAGGAUGGUAAAGGUUUUUGGACUCGACGAUUGGCUGAUGGUCCUCGCGACUCUGGUCUUCGUUUUGUAUGCUUCCUCUUCCAUGGUCGGAGUACACUAUGGAACUGGCCGACAUCAUAGUGAUCUAUCCACCGAAGGCAUCCAAACCGCGAAGAACUGUUGGUGGUACUGCUAUCUCGGCUACUGCACCUCGACAGUUCUGACCAAAAUAUCGAUUGGGUGCUUUCUCCUUCGAAUCCUUACCAACAGGAUCCACAUCUUGAUUGUUUACGCGGCUAUGGGCACCACAGUCGUAGCCGGGUUGACCUUCUUCUUCGUCACGGUCUUUCAAUGCUACCCAGUCUCAUACUUCUGGGACAAGACUCAGGACGGCACUUGUGUCAAUAUGGAUGUUGUCAUUGCUCUUGCCUUCAUUUACAGCGUCUGCACUAUCAUCUCGGAUCUAGUUUUCGCUGUACUGCCAGCCUUUGUUGUUUACAACCUGCAAUUGAAACGGGGAACUAAAAUCGCCCUGAUACCACUUCUUACCAUGGGAGUCAUCGCGAGUGCAGCAGUGACAGCUCGAUUGCCGUUUCUUACCGAGAUCGGGUCACCAGACUUUUUGUGGGCCACACUCGACAUUGCGAUAUGGUCGACCGUCGAACAAGGUCUGAGCAUCACAGCAGGCAGUCUUGCAGCUCUCCGUCCUCUAUUCCAAUUGAUCGUUCAGAAAUUUGGAAACCUCACACUUCCAAGCCAAAAGCCAUACGGUAAAUCUACACCUGCAGACAGCGUAAAUGUUAGCAGUCGUCCAAAACCAAGUCAGAAUGAUUUCGGCAUGUACAAAAUGUCUAUUGUAGCGGAAACAAGGCACUCGGACGAAGAGUCGCUACGAAAAACCACCGACCGUAACGGGUCGCCAGACUGGCCGAGCCACGCUGUCGACGACAACAGAAACGACCGUGGAAGCGAGAUGGAUAUAAACUGGCAGAGUGCUCAGAGCAAUGCAAAUGACGGAUUACAAAUUAUGGUUGAGCGUAGUUUCCAUGUCACCGAUGAAGAGUGGGGGUCGAGUGUUUCGCGUGAUGAUACCAACUUUUGACCAUUAUAUCUAUAGCAUUUAAUAUACCCUCUCCUUUCUCCGGUGGAC